This is a messenger RNA of Seriola dumerili (greater amberjack), 3129 nucleotides long. RefSeq names its product potassium voltage-gated channel subfamily H member 8 (gene kcnh8). Gene Ontology annotation, cellular component: membrane. The record is from RefSeq and is a predicted model, not a curated record. Lineage: Eukaryota; Metazoa; Chordata; Actinopteri; Carangiformes; Carangidae. Gene Ontology annotation, biological process: potassium ion transmembrane transport; regulation of membrane potential. Bases 1 to 3129 code for a protein of 1042 amino acids. The transcript has 16 exons. Gene Ontology annotation, molecular function: voltage-gated potassium channel activity.
AUGCCUGUGAUGAAGGGAUUAUUAGCGCCGCAGAACACGUUUCUGGACACUAUAGCCACACGGUUUGAUGGCACUCACAGCAACUUCAUCCUGGCCAACGCUCAGGUGUCGAAAGGCUUUCCCAUCGUCUACUGCUCUGAUGGCUUCUGCGAGCUCACAGGAUUCUCCCGGGCGGAGGUCAUGCAGAAGAGCUGUGCCUGUAAAUUCCUUUAUGGGCCUGAGACCAGCGAAAGCAUCAUCCUUAGCAUCGAUGACGCCUUGGAGGAGCGCAAGGAGUUUAAAGAUGAGAUUAUGUUCUACAAAAAGACAGUGGUGCUGUUCUGGUGCCUGCUGGAUAUUGUGCCAAUUAAGAACGAGAAGGGAGACGUGGUGCUCUUUCUGGCUUCGUUUAAGGACAUCACCGACACUAAGGCUAAAGCCAUCCAAGAGGACAAGAAGGAAGAGCGACGGCGCGGCAGGGUGAAAACAGGCUCUCCAUUCAGCUCAGCUCGUCUGCGGAGCAGUACAGUGCUCUACCACAUCUCUGGUCACCUCCACAGCAGAGAGAAGAGCAAGAUUAAACUCAACAAGAAUGUGUUUGGGGACCCGCCCGCUCUGCCAGAAUACAAGGUAGCAGAUGCCAAGAAGUCCAAAUUCAUCUUACUGCACUACAGCACCUUCAAGGCCGGUUGGGAUUGGUUGAUUCUGCUUGCCACUUUCUACGUUGCCGUGACGGUGCCGUACAACGUGUGCUUCAUCGGUGAUGAUGAUGACCUGACCCGCAGCACGACUGUCAGCGACAUCGCGGUGGAGAUACUGUUCAUCAUAGACAUUGUUUUCAAUUUUCGCACAACUUAUGUCAGCAAGUCGGGCCAGGUGAUCUUUGACGCCCGACAGAUCUGCAUCCACUACCUGACCACAUGGUUCAUCAUCGACCUGGUGGCUGCAUUGCCCUUUGACCUGCUCUAUGCCUUCAAAGUCAGCGUGGUGUCAGUGGUUCACCUGUUAAAAACGGUACGUCUGCUCCGUCUGCUGCGGCUGCUCCAGAAGAUGGACCGCUACUCGCAGCACAGCACGGUGGUCCUCACCCUGCUGAUGUCCAUGUUCGCCCUGCUGGCCCACUGGAUGGCCUGCAUCUGGUACAUCAUCGGCAAGAGGGAGAUGGAUGCCAACACCUACAACUGGGAUAUCGGAUGGCUUCAUGAGCUUGGGAAGCGCCUGGAGUCACCGUACUAUACCAUUGGAGGUGUGAAUGGGACCAGCAGCGGUCCCUCCAUCCGGAGCAUCUACAUCGCUUCACUCUACUUCACCCUCAGCAGUCUGACCAGCGUGGGCUUCGGCAACGUGUCGGCCAACACUGACGCCGAAAAGAUCUUCUCUAUCUGUGUGAUGCUUAUCGGAGCACUGAUGCAUGCCUUGGUCUUUGGUAAUGUGACAGCCAUUAUCCAGAGGAUGUACUCGCGCUGGUCCCAGUAUCACACCAGAACCAAAGACCUCAAGGACUUCAUACGCGUCCAUCACCUGCCGCAGAGCCUCAAGCAGCGAAUGUUGGAGUAUUUUCAAACAACCUGGUCGGUCAACAACGGCAUCGACUGUAACGAGCUGCUGAAGGACUUUCCGGACGAGCUGAGAUCCGACAUCACCAUGCACCUUAACAAGGAGAUCCUGGAGCUGUCGCUGUUCGCCUCAGCCAGUCGUGGCUGCCUGCGCUCCCUGUCCCUGCACAUCAAGACCUCCUUCUGCGCUCCCGGAGAGUACCUCCUCCGGCAGGGUGACGCACUCCAGGCCAUUUUCUUUGUCUGCUCGGGGUCCAUGGAGGUGCUGAAAGACGGCAUGGUGCUAGCCAUCCUGGGUAAAGGUGACCUGAUCGGGGCGAACCUGUCCUUAGAUGACCGGGUGAUAAAAACCAAUGCGGACGUGAAAGCCCUGACCUACUGUGACCUGCAGUGUAUCAACCUGAAGGGGCUGUACGAGGUGUUGGACCUGUACCCCGAGUACUCCCACCACUUUGUCCAGGACAUCCAGCAGGACCUCACGUACAACCUGAGGGAGGGGCAUGAGACACACGUUAAGGCCAGACUGUCCACAGCAGCUCUAGAUGCUCAGUCAGGGGUGAGAAGGAACGGGAGAGUGGUUCAGGGUUAUCCGUCCAUCAUCGAGGCUCGGGAGGAACACGAAGACAAUGAAGAAGAGGAGGACGAGGCAAUGUCCGUGUCGUUGUCGUCGGAGAGGAACCGAGCGGUGAACCUCAGGGACGCAGGUGGGAAGCCUCUACUGAGCCGACCCAGCCAGAAGACCACGGGACAGAGCUCCAGGAGGUCUCGGAAAAAGAUCCAGGAAAUUACUCUCACCACUUUAGACCCGUCCAACCUCAGCCCCAGAAUCGUUGACGGUACUGAAGACAGUGAGGGGACAGAGGGUUCCCUGGCUUUCUCCUUCUCCACCACCCGAGCUUGUCCUGUCAAUGAACCAACCAGUGCCUCGGCAUCUGCCACAGAUAUACUGCAGAUCAGCACAGCAGAAUUAGCAGCGAAAGCAGAAGAGACCAGGGGACAACUGCGACAUCUUGACCAGCAGGUAAGCUCCCUGGGGAGGGAAGUGGCUGACCUCGGACGAGUCAUGAGGAGAAUGGCUCAACUCAUGGAGACCCUCAUGUCAUCAGUGCCAACACCUUCAGUAGAGUGCCCGACACACUACUCGCCGACACACCACCACACAUUCCUGCCCCAUCCUAACCCUCCUCAGUCGUACCCUUCACCAGCUCAGACUGCCUCCAUCUGGACAGACACGCCCAUGUCAUUACCCUCCUCUCCUCUCACAAUCCCCCAGCAACAUGGUGUAAUAUGCCACAUGGACUCUCUCACACAUAGACCCCGGGAUCUCCAGCUGGGGUACCCUCCUAUCCCCAGCUCCACUCCACCUUCGACCCCCAGCUCGUCAGCCCUUCAAUUACAGCCUCACAUGCCUUCCUCGCCUCUCAGCUCACCGGAGAUUUCCCACUACAAAGACGGGGCUUGUAGCUCCAUCAGGUCAAGGGUACACAGUCCACCUCCGCAGGCCGGGGGAGAUGAGGGCCCUCAUCAGAGCUCCGGGUGUUCUCCUCAAACUGGAUUAGGGGGGGCUUACCACAACCCAACCAAGAAUUUGUAG